CUGCACGUGCGAAUAAGAACGUAAAGUAAUUUUUAAAUAACAUUUGAACAAGAUAUAUAUCACAAAGAAUGCCUGAAAUUGAGGGAUAUAAAGUGUCACUUCUGAAGUUGACGCCUGAUACAAAAAUUGGGCAUCACAUUUAUAUGCGAGAGCACUUUAUACGUCUCAUGGAUCCUAACAAACCCAGAGGUCGUACAUUAUUUUUACUCAACAUACCACCUUAUGUUACGGAAAAGAGUUUAAUGGAAUUUUUCAAACGAUUUGGUGAAGUUAUAAUGGUUUCAUUUGCCGAAAAACCGGGUCGGGAUGAAACCCAAAAAUGGCAGGAAUACACGACACCAUUUACAAACAAUGAACCGCCAUUUAAAUUUAAAGUAGCCUAUGUAGUAUUUAAGGAAAGUAAAAGUGUACCACGUGCACUCUUAGCAAAAAGCAUUGACUUGUUUAGCGAAACAACAGGCGAGUCUUUGAUCGAAACUGGAUUACAGCUGUGGCAUUCCCAGCAUGAAAAAAAGAUUCUAAAUGUAGAAGAAACGCAAAUAGAAAUUGAUAAAUACAUGGUCGAUUAUGAACAGCGCGAAAAAGUUGCUAAUGAGGCAGCAAAAACUUCUGCAGCAGAUGCUGACGGUUGGGUCACAGUUGGCAAGCAGGGUCGUAAUGCUGGAUUUGAGCAAAAAGAAUCAGUUAUCGAUCGAAUUGAACAAAAAGUGGCCAAGGACAAGAAAAAUAAAGAGCUCACUAAUUUCUAUACAUUCCAAAUACGUGAAUCCAAGAUGAAAAAUAUAGUUAACCUGCGCAAAAAGUUUGAAGAAGACAAACAAAAGAUAGAAUUACUUAAGAAGUCGCGACGUUUCAGACCCUUCUAAUUUAUCAAAGAGACAUUAAACACGCAAGAUUGGUUUAAAGGAAAUAUAUUAAUGAAAUAUUAUAUAUAUAAUAUAUAAUUCUG
Messenger RNA from Teleopsis dalmanni, 949 nucleotides. RefSeq names its product ribosomal RNA-processing protein 7 homolog A-like. The transcript is spliced from 2 exons. Gene Ontology annotation, cellular component: CURI complex; UTP-C complex. Gene Ontology annotation, biological process: rRNA processing; ribosomal small subunit assembly. Gene Ontology annotation, molecular function: RNA binding. The record is from RefSeq and is a predicted model, not a curated record. Lineage: Eukaryota; Metazoa; Arthropoda; Insecta; Diptera; Diopsidae. Bases 69 to 866 code for a protein of 265 amino acids.